Volvox carteri f. nagariensis is the source of this 875-nucleotide messenger RNA. RefSeq lists its product as uncharacterized. The transcript is spliced from 7 exons. Gene Ontology annotation, molecular function: actin binding. NCBI's taxonomy places the organism in Eukaryota, Viridiplantae, Chlorophyta, Chlorophyceae, Chlamydomonadales, Volvocaceae. The coding region runs from base 1 to 636 and encodes 211 amino acids. The record is from RefSeq and is a predicted model, not a curated record.
AUGUCGCUCGACAAUGUCUUGUAUGAGCUCCGACAUGAAGGCGCAGAUAAAAAGCUAAAACACGUCGAGGAUGUGGCUGAUCGCUCGCAGCCGGCCAUUGAGCCAGGCACUCACGUGCAUAACUGGGACAAAGACAGCUUCUUGAAGGAGAUUGAGACAGGUGUCGCCUUGAAGCAUGUCAAAGAGUCCCAAGACCGCAGCAGUCCCCGAGUCGAGGGGAUUCAGGUUCACCCGAACGAUCGCCCAUCUUUUCUGGCGGAGGUGAAGGCGGUCGGCGGCCACCACGCGUUGAUUAGCGAGCUCAAAGCGGGCGGCGUGGCGCUCCAACAUGUGGAAUCUCCCGCCGAUCGCAGCGCCCCAGCGGUGCAGGGCGCUCAGGUUGGCAAGUGGGAUAAGGACGCCUUCCUGCACGAAAUCGAGUCGCCGCACACACUAAAGCACGUGGAGAACGCGGCUGACCGUUCUGGUCCCCGAGUGGAGCCGGAUUUGCAGAUCAAGUCCAACAAGCACGAUGAUCUUUUAAAUGAAAUCAAGUCCACCAGCCCGACUCAGCUGCGACAUCUUCGGGCGUUUUGUCGGGAGGUAUGUUCCAGGCAGAUUCACCUGGUUCAGGGGCCAUUUAAUAGGGCUAAGUGAACCGUGUAGGUGGACUAGUUUGUCCCCUAAAGGGGAACUUUAGGAACCGGGGCUUAAACGCAUGGGAUGGCCCUUUAGCCUCUUGGAUAAACAACUGGCUGAGAUCCUUCUGUAUAUGAACGCUGAUCAUGGAUGACGCAGCUGUAUAUCGAUGAAUAUGGAGUGCAACCUCGGUAGCCAGCUCUAUACAGAGGGAUGUGCAGUACAUACCUCCCGCCCUGUGCCGUGCUGCAGGGCAA